Debaryomyces hansenii CBS767 is the source of this 246-nucleotide messenger RNA. Its product is annotated as DEHA2B14234p. Bases 1 to 246 code for a protein of 81 amino acids. The transcript has a single exon. The record is from RefSeq and is a predicted model, not a curated record. NCBI's taxonomy places the organism in Eukaryota, Fungi, Ascomycota, Pichiomycetes, Serinales, Debaryomycetaceae.
AUGGUAUUGACUUUUUUCAAAUUAGUUUAUACGCAUUACCUAAUUGGGCAGGUGCCUAUUUUGCCUGGUCAUGAAAUAAUUACGGCUGAUACAAUAGAGCAAAUAUACCUUAACUAUGGUAGUGCAAUGGCUUUCCGGUGCCCAUCGGUUCAACCGGUAUACACUUGCGCGAGUCCAAGCGUGAGAUAUGUUGCUAUCUUCGUUAAAUUGACCCUUCGCUCAGCAACCUUGCUGCCUAACUACUGA